Messenger RNA from Macadamia integrifolia, 1302 nucleotides. RefSeq names its product zinc finger BED domain-containing protein RICESLEEPER 1-like. Lineage: Eukaryota; Viridiplantae; Streptophyta; Magnoliopsida; Proteales; Proteaceae. The record is from RefSeq and is a predicted model, not a curated record. The coding region runs from base 316 to 1302 and encodes 328 amino acids. Gene Ontology annotation, molecular function: protein dimerization activity; DNA binding. The transcript has 3 exons.
AUUACUUUAGAUAAUGCCACAGCUAAUUUCUGUUUUGUUGACUUGCUGAAGAAAAAUUUGAAUUUGAAGAAUGCUCUUUUAUGUAGAGGAUUACACUUUCAUAAUAGGUGUUGUGCACAUAUUCUCAAUCUUAUUGUACAAGAUGGACUGAAACACAUAGAUGACUCUGUGGUGUUGGUGCGAUCUAGUAUAGCCUAUGUGAAAGGAUCACAUGCAAGAAAAGUAAAAUUCUUGGAAAUUUGUAAGCAAUUGGGAUUACAAAGUAGUAAGGGCUUACGUGCUGAUGUCUCCACAAGGUGGAACUCAACCUAUCUCAUGCUUGAUUCUGCAUUAUUUUAUUGUAAAGCAUUUGAGAACCUUGGACUAGUGGAUGACAACUUUAAAACUUGUCCUAGUUCUGAACAAUGGUUGAAGAUUGAGAGAUUAACGAGUUUUUUGUAUCCCUUCUAUGCAAUUACUGUUUUGCUUUCUGGUUCCAAGUAUCCCACAGCAAAUUUAUAUUUUGAAAAUGUUUGGGAGAUUCACAAAAGUUUAUUAGAAGAGGUAUCACGUGGGCUCAACUUUAUGAAGCCAAUGGCAGUGGAAAUGAAGAAAAAAUUUGACAAAUAUUGGAGUGAAUAUAGUCCAAUUUUGGCCAUUGCUUUGGUGUUUGAUCCUCGAUAUAAACUUAGUUUUGUGACUUGGGCAUUUUCUAAGCUUUGCAAUCUGGACUUAAAUGCAUCUACAAUGUGCCACAAUGUGAGGAAUUCUUUAUAUCAAUUGUUUGAUGAGUACAAGAGUAUGCAACCAAGUGAUUAUGAUGUUCCUACACUUACCCAUCGUCCUGGGAGAUCUAGAACAAGAUUUGAAUUUAUGGUAUCCGAGCUUGCUGAGAUGGAUAAUGGAAAUAAAUCUCAAUUGGAUAUAUAUCUAGAUGAACCCAAGGUCCCAUUCAAUGAUAAUGAAUAUGAUGAGUAUGAUGUGUUGGCAUUCUGGAAAGCAAAUGGGUCAAGGUAUCCAGAUGUGGCUCGAAUGGCUCGUGAUGUCUUGGCUAUACCAGUUUCCACAGUUGCUUCAGAGUCGGCUUUUAGCGCAGGGGGCCGUGUUAUUGAUAAAUAUCGGAGCAAACUCCUACCUACCAAUGCUGAAGCAUUAAUAUGCCUUCGGGAUUGGAUGUUUGAUAUAGACUUCAGAGCUGAGCCUUUUGAUGAUCCCACUGAUGUGGAUAAUGCACUUGGAAAUAUACUGGAACUAUUGCACAUUGAAAAUGAGAGAGGUGCAGUAGCUAGUUCUUCAGCUGGUCCUACUCCAAGAGAAGGAUAA